This is a messenger RNA of Penaeus monodon (black tiger shrimp), 2286 nucleotides long. RefSeq names its product BTB/POZ domain-containing protein 9-like. The transcript is spliced from 11 exons. NCBI's taxonomy places the organism in Eukaryota, Metazoa, Arthropoda, Malacostraca, Decapoda, Penaeidae. Gene Ontology annotation, biological process: modulation of chemical synaptic transmission; adult locomotory behavior; circadian behavior. Bases 147 to 2171 code for a protein of 674 amino acids. Gene Ontology annotation, molecular function: protein binding. The record is from RefSeq and is a predicted model, not a curated record.
CCCCGAUCUGCCAGGCGCUGGAGCGUAUCCAAUUCCCCUCGAAAUCGCGCAAAAGUGGCUCCGCUCUAUCCCGCGGCCACAAUGGCGUCUGUUUACAAACCCGACGCAGGGAUCUCGUUCUAGAAGUUACGCAGGAGUGAGGUAACAUGUCCAACAUCCACGUGGGUCUGCCGUACCCCGGGGGUGUGGUGGAUCACUCAAGUAAUCUGGCUCAUGACAUUGGUGCUCUGUACCUCAACGAUGAGUACAGUGAUGUAACCCUGCAAGUUAAUGGACAGACUUUUCAUGCACACAAGGUCAUAUUGGCAGCCCGCAGCCAGUACUUUAGAGCUCUCCUGUUUGGUGGUCUUCGUGAAUCUCAUCAGACUGAAGUAGAGAUCAAAGACACAAAUUUAACGGCUUUUAAAGUCUUGCUAAAGUACAUAUAUACUGGUUGGGUUAGCCUCAACUCAGAAAAGGAAGAAACUGUCUUGGAUAUCCUAGGGUUAGCUCACCAGUAUGGCUUUGAGGAUUUGGAAUCCGCCAUCUGUGACUACUUAAAAGACACGCUUUGCAUUCUCAAUAUUUGUGUGAUAUAUGACAUGGCUUCUCUUUACAAUCUCUCAAAUCUAAAGGCUGUGUGUGAAGAUUUCAUGGACAAAAAUGCAUUAUCCAUUCUCAACCAUGAGUCUUUCUAUUCCCUUUCACCGACUGCUUUAAAGGCAAUUAUAAGCCGUGAUUCCUUCUGUGCUCUGGAAGUCCACAUUUUCCAAGGGGUUCACGAGUGGGUGGAGCGGAACUCAGAUCUCUCACAGGAGCAGAUACAAGACAUUCUCUCUCAGAUUCGUCUACCUCUCAUAAGUCUCACAGAUCUUCUGAAUGUAGUCAGACCAACAUCACUGAUUUCACCAGACCAAAUAUUGGAUGCAAUAAAGGCAAAAAAUGAAUCCAGAGACAUGGAUCUUCAGUAUCGUGGCUAUCUUAUGCCAGGGGAAAAUGUAGCAGUACCAAGCAAAGGUGCUCAAGUACUCCAGGGGGAAAUGCGUGCAAAUCUGUUGGACGGCAACGUUUCUACGUAUGACUUGGACCGAGGUUUUACAAGACAUCCCAUUGAUGAUAAUAAUGGUCAGGGUAUUCUGAUUAAACUUGGAAUGCAGUGUAUUAUCAACCACAUGCGAAUGAUGCUCUGGGAUAAAGAUCAAAGAGGGUAUUCAUACUACAUAGAAGUGUCAAUGGACCAGAAGGACUGGGUUCGUGUGAUCGAUCACACCCGCUACCACUGCCGGUCUUGGCAGUAUCUCUACUUCCCUGCAAGGGUAGUUCGAUAUAUAAGAAUUGUAGGCACCAACAACACUGUUAAUCGUGUUUUCCAUGUUGUCGCCUUCGAGGCCUAUUAUUCCAAACAAGAAGUUAAGCUACACAAGGGAUUGAUUGUCCCUACUGAAAACGUUGCACUCGUUACCAAGAGUGCUUUAGUGAUAGAAGGAGUAAGCCGUGCACGUAAUAACCUCCUGAAUGGAGACAUUCACCAUUAUGACUGGGAUUCUGGCUACACCUGUCAUCAGCUGGGAUCAGGGUCCAUAUGUGUCCAGCUUGGCCAGCCCUACUGGCUUUCAUCGUGCAAGUUGUUGCUUUGGGAUUGUGAUGACCGGUCCUACAGCUAUUACAUUGAGGCUUCUGUCAACAUGAGAGACUGGGAGCUGAUUGUUGACAAGACCCGGGAAGCCUGCAGGUCCUGGCAGACUCUGACAUUUCCUCCAAGAGCUGUUGUUUACUUCAAAAUUGUUGGAACUUUUAACACAGCCAAUGAGGUGUUCCACUGUGUGCACUUUGAGACCCCUGCUCAAGUUGGAUCUGAGAACCGUCCUAGAAUACGAGGAGUUGACCAUGCAGUUGCUCCAAUUAGGCCACAUCAUGGAGAGGAAUCGGGAGGUGAUGCAGCUGCACCAGAUGGACACAACAUGGGAAUGGAGCGUGCAGGUAGUAUAAAUGUGCCAGAAGGGGCAGGUGAAGGAUUAGGUGCAGGUCGUGUUAGGGAAAGAUCUGCCUCUAGUUCAAGAGCAGAACCAGUGGAGGGAUCAGUAGAUCAAGUGGAAGAAAAUGGCUUGAAUGCUGAAGGAGCAGGAGGCCUAGAUGUGGCAAACCCAGUUGAAGCUCACCAAGAUGUGGGGACAGACGAUGAAGAUAAAUAGUCAUCAAUAUUUCGUAUAGCUUUUAAUUGUGGCUUGCAAAUAUCCUUGAAUCUAGAAAAUCUUCAGAAGAGAAUAUUCACUUGGAAUAGUUAAUUGUGAAUUAAUGAAGAUGGAG